Dermacentor silvarum is the source of this 1091-nucleotide messenger RNA. Its product is annotated as 3-oxoacyl-[acyl-carrier-protein] reductase FabG. Bases 148 to 927 code for a protein of 259 amino acids. Gene Ontology annotation, molecular function: oxidoreductase activity. The transcript is spliced from 9 exons. The record is from RefSeq and is a predicted model, not a curated record. NCBI's taxonomy places the organism in Eukaryota, Metazoa, Arthropoda, Arachnida, Ixodida, Ixodidae.
CCGACUCUUUCGCCUGCUUUCACUCUUUCACUUGUUUUCACGUAAUAGCUGCUGUGCUAAGUUGUCAGCUGCCAGUUAGCACUUCGUUAUCGUACCGCAUUAUCCAGCUGUCAUUCUUCCAGCUAGAGUCCUUGUGCGAGAGAGGAAAUGGCAAGACUGGACGGUAAAGUUACUCUCAUCACAGGGGCCUCGUCAGGUAUUGGGCAGGCGACUGCACUGCACUUUGCAUCUCUGGGCAGCUGGCUUGCACUGAGUGGCCGCAGAAAGGAUGCCCUGGACAAAGUUGCUGACCAGUGCCACGACAAGGGUGUCCCGAAGGACAAGAUCCUGGUGGCCGUGGGUGAUGUCUGUAAGGAAGAAGAUGUAGCUGCCAUUGUGAACGAAACCCUGAAGCACUUUGGCAAGAUUGACAUACUCGUGAACAGUGCCGGCAUUCUCAAGAAUGGCACCACGGAGAACACGCCACUGACAGUCUACGAUGAGAUAAUGAAUGUCAACCUCCGCAGCAUCUUCCACAUGAUGCAGGUUACCAUCCCGCAUCUCAAGAAGACCAAAGGGACCAUUGUAAAUGUAUCAAGUGUCACUGGACUGCGAGCUUUUCCCAAUGUCGUUGCCUACAACAUAAGCAAGGCAGGCCUGGACCAACUGACUCGCACUGCAGCCCUCGAGCUGGCUGCUGAUGGUGUCCGGGUGAACGCUGUGAACCCAGGUGUCAUUGUCACAGAGGUGCACAAGCGAGGUGGCAUGAGUGACGCCCAGUAUGCACAGUUCCUGGAGCACUGCAAGACGACCCACGCCAUGGGUCGUGUGGGCACCGCCGACGAGGUGGCACGUUCCAUCGCCUUCUUGGCCUCGGAUGACUCCUCAUUCAUUACAGGCCAGACGCUGGCCAUCGAUGGAGGACGCAGCAUCAUGUGCCCGCGAUAGGUCUCCCCUCGUCACUGCCAAAAGCAUAGCCCCCUGUUCUCCCUUGUAUUUGUUAUCGGACCUUAGUGCUCAAUGUUAUACAACGGGGACAUCGGGUAUUUGUUAUCCCGGUGUGAGCUUGCUUGUCAUACAAUUUUCGAAUAAAUGCCUAUUUUAGAACAAGA